CUGCUGUUUCUAUAGAUUUGGUCAUUCGCGAACAAACUACGUUUGUGCUCAGUUUUCCCUUUUGGUAGCCCUUCGAGACUAAACAGCUGAGAUCUGGAGAACGAGUCUUCCGACAAGGGGUGUUCUUGCGACCCAGUAGGGCAGUGUCUGAAAUAAACCUACAAAGAUGUCGUCGGUAAAGACUUUGAACGCAAAUGCGGAGGUCAUGAACCGGGCCGCCGCGCUCUUCAUGAACAUCAACGCGGCCAAGGGCCUCAUGGAUGUUAUGCGAUCGAACUACGGUCCGAAGGGCACCAUUAAAAUGUUGGUUAGUGGAGCUGGCGAUAUAAAGCUUACCAAGGACGGGAACGUUCUGCUUCGCGAGAUGCAAAUCCAGAACCCGACCGCGGUAAUGAUUGCGCGCGCCGCGGUGGCUCAGGAUGACAUCACUGGCGAUGGCACCAGCUCCAUUGUGCUGCUGAUCGGCGAGCUGAUGAAGCAGGCGGAGCGGUACCUCUCGGAGGGGACGCACCCGCGUGUGCUCGUGGAGGGCUUCGAGGUAGCCCGCAAGGCGGCCCUCGAGUUCCUGGACACCUUCAAGCAGCCCCUCCCCACCCCCCCAGCCGCACCCGCCUCCGAGCCCUCCUCCUCCUCCUCCGAGCCCGCGUCCGCCCCCCCGGUGGACCGCGAGGUGCUCCGCUGCCUGGCGCGCACCUCGCUGCGCACCAAGCUGGCGGAGGGGCUGGCGGAGCAGCUGACGGACAUCGUGACGGAUGCGGUGCUGACGGUGCGGCGGCCGGGGGAGCCCAUCGACCUGUUCAUGGUUGAGAUCAUGCACAUGCGCCACAAGCUGGACUCCGACACGCGGCUGGUGCGGGGGCUGGUGCUAGACCACGGGUCGCGGCACCCGGACAUGCCCAAGCGGCUGGACAAGUGCCACAUCCUGUCGUGCAACAUCAGUCUGGAGUACGAGAAGAGCGAGGUGAACGCGGGCUUCUUCUACAGCUCAGCGGAGCAGCGUGAGAAGCUGGUGGCAGCUGAGCGCGCCUACACGGACGAGCGGGUGCGCAAGGUGAUUGAGCUCAAGAAGCAGGUCUGCGGUGAGGACCAGGGUUUCGUGGUGAUCAACCAGAAGGGCAUCGACCCCAUCAGUCUGGACAUGCUGGCCAAGGAGGGAAUCAUCGCGCUGCGCCGGGCCAAGAAGCGCAACAUGGAGCGCAUCCAGCUGGCCUGCGGGGGCUUCUCGAUCAACUCGGUGGAGGAGCUGUGCCCCGAGUGCCUGGGCUACGCGGACGAGGUGUACGAGCACGUGCUCGGGGAGGACAAGUACACCUUUGUGGAGGGUGUACGGCACCCGCACUCGUGCACCAUCCUCAUCAAGGGCCCCUCCGACCACGUCAUCGCGCAAAUCAAGGACGCGGUGCGGGAUGGUCUGCGGGCCGUGAAGAACGGCAUCGACGACGGCGCCGUUAUCCCGGGCGGUGGUGCCUUCGAGGUCGCCGCCGCACACCACCUGCGCACCGUCACUCGCAAGACCGUGUCGGGUCGCGCCAAGCUGGGUCUGGACGCCUUUGCGGAGGCGCUCACGGGCCUUGCCAAGGCGCUGGCCGAGAACAGCGGUCACGACCCGCAGGAGGCGCUGCUGGCGCUGCAGGAGGAGCACGAGCGGGGCAACGUGGUGGGCUUCGAUGUGGGCACCGGGGAGCCCAUGGACCCCAGCACGGCGGGCGUGUACGACAACUACAUCGUGAAGCGACAGAUCCUGCAGUCCGCCCCCGUGCUGGCUGGGCAGCUGCUGCUGGUGGACGAGGUGAUGCGCGCCGGCAUCAACAUGCGCAAGCAGUGAGGGGGGUAAUGAUGCAGCAGGGGUGAUGCAG
Messenger RNA from Astrephomene gubernaculifera, 1856 nucleotides. The record is from the annotation of a GenBank genome assembly. Lineage: Eukaryota; Viridiplantae; Chlorophyta; Chlorophyceae; Chlamydomonadales; Astrephomenaceae.